This is a messenger RNA of Microsporum canis CBS 113480, 444 nucleotides long. RefSeq lists its product as uncharacterized. The transcript is spliced from 3 exons. NCBI's taxonomy places the organism in Eukaryota, Fungi, Ascomycota, Eurotiomycetes, Onygenales, Arthrodermataceae. The coding region runs from base 1 to 444 and encodes 147 amino acids. The record is from RefSeq and is a predicted model, not a curated record.
AUGUCUGGCAAAGGAGGAGUGAGCAAGGUCAUCUCAGAGAUCGAUGAGGAUUCGAAUGUUGACAGGGCGGGAAGAAAAGAAAGAGCUGGUCAUGGAACGAGAGAAAUCAGGAAAGAUCGGUUGUUGUACAGAGCGUGGGAAGUCCCUGUGAGACUUGAGAAGCGAAGAGAGGGCCAGCAGAGCGAGCAGGAGAAAGCCCGGGGAAAGGAAAAAGGGCGAAGAGAAGGGGAGAGAGAGGAGAGAGAGGGAGAGAGAGGGAGAUAUGAAGAAGGGGAAGAGGGACCAAAUAUUAUAAACCCUCGAAAUUCUAAACAAAUAGGGUUGCGUCAGGCAGGGCUACCCGCUAUCCCUGGGGGCCCACUGAGGGGUCACCGCUACUUCGUCCUUGCCCAACAACUCGCUCUCUUUGGCGCUGCAUCCUCGUUCGCGAGCCAGUACCAGUGA